Molecule: messenger RNA, 1023 nt
Organism: Callithrix jacchus (white-tufted-ear marmoset)
Lineage: Eukaryota; Metazoa; Chordata; Mammalia; Primates; Cebidae
Source: RefSeq, a predicted model, not a curated record
GUCUCUCACCACCAGCCCACCCACGUUUCUUGUAGUUUUUCGUAGAGCCGGGUUCACCAUGUUGGCCAGGAUGGUCUCAAUCUCUUGCCCUCAUGAUCUGCCCGCCUCAGCCUCUGAAUGUGCUGCGAUUACAUGCGUGAGGCACCGUUUUCAGCCUGCCAUCUGGUUUUCCUAUGUCACCAAGUGAAUACAAGACCUGUGCCAACAGGACCCAGCAUGAUGUAAUCCUCAUGGUGUUUCUUUUUGUCUGAUUGCAGGAGAAGCCUGCGGCCAAGUAUCACCACCGUCCUGUUGAGGUUUUACAGGACCUCGUCCUAGAAGACAUAGAGGACGAAGAGAUGCCCCCUGCUGUGGAGAAGCCUGCGGCCAAGUAUCACCACCGUCCUGUUGAGGUUUUACAGGACCUCGUCCUAGAAGACAUAGAGGACGAAGAGAUGCCCCCUGCUGUGGAGAAGCCUGCGGCCAAGUAUCACCACCGUCCUGUUGAGGUUUUACAGGACCUCGUCCUAGAAGACAUAGAGGACGAAGAGAUGCCCCCUGCUGUGGAGAAGCCUGUGGCCCAGUAUCACCACCGUCCUGUUGAGGUUUUACAGGACCUCGUCCUAGAAGACAUAGAGGACGAUGAGAUGCCCCCUGAUGUGGAGAAGCCUGCGGCCCAGUAUCACCACCGUCCUGUUGAGGUUUUACAGGACCUCGUCCUAGAAGACAUAGAGGACGAAGAGAUGCCCCCUGCUGUGGAGAAGCCUGCGGCCAAGUAUCACCACCGUCCUGUUGAGGUUUUACAGGACCUCGUCCUAGAAGACAUAGAGGACGAUGAGAUGCCCCCUGAUGUGGAGAAGCCUGUGGCCCAGUAUCACCACCGUCCUGUUGAGGUCUUACAGGACCUCAUCCUAGAAGACAUAGAGGACUAUUAGAUGCCCCCUGAUGUGGACCCCGUGACAGCCCCAAAUGACCUCCCUGAAUCAUCAUCCAUGGCCGGGACAACAGGGGCAUAUUCACAAAUGGGCAUCAUCCACAGCUGGG